Molecule: messenger RNA, 2064 nt
Organism: Planococcus citri (citrus mealybug)
Lineage: Eukaryota; Metazoa; Arthropoda; Insecta; Hemiptera; Pseudococcidae
Product: neuroendocrine convertase 1-like
Exons: 12
Coding region: 25-1917 (630 amino acids)
Biological process (GO): protein processing
Cellular component (GO): membrane
Molecular function (GO): serine-type endopeptidase activity
Source: RefSeq, a predicted model, not a curated record
AACUUUAGUUAAAAAAUUUUCAGAAUGAAGUGCUACGUUGUAUUCGUCAUUUUUUCAAUUUUUAUCACAGUAUCACUCUCUUAUUUUAUGGAGGGUGAGGAUGGUGACACAGAAUACUCCAAAAUUAUUCCCGGAGCAUGGAUAUUACAUAUUCCAGCCGGUUUCGAAGUAGCGAAAAAAAUCGCCGACGCCGAAGGGUUCCAAAAUAUGUACGAAAUACCAAGAUUGAAAUUAUUCCACAUGUAUGAUUUGAAACCUUCUGAAGAAACAGAAGAGCACAUUUCAAUACGAUUGUCUAAAUAUACGGAAGAGAUAACAUACGCGACACCAUCCAGAAGGGAAAAAGUUGCUCCAUUUGAAUAUACUGACAGAUAUUAUUGCGCUGGACCGAAAAAUGAUCACUACAUUACAAACAGACCGCACUUUUAUUCAGAUCCAUUGUACCAUAUGCAGUGGUACUUGCGAAGCUGUUCAGAUUUAGAAGGAAGUGAAAGAUCAUCAAACUACGAUAUGAAAAUUGUGCAAGCUUGGGACGAAUUUAAAGUUACAGGAAACGGUAUAGUUGUGUUGGUAAUUGAUAAUGGCGUGUUCAUUGACCACAAAGAAUUGAGGAACCGAAUAAGUUUGAAAUAUAGUAAAAACUACACUACUAAGCCUAAGACCAACAAUCCAACACCUGAAAAUUUUAAAGAGGAUCAUGGAACCAAGUGUGCGGGAAUUAUCGCAAUGGAAGCGAAUAACGGUGUUUGUGGAGUAGGAAUCGCACCAAAAGCUACCAUCGGAGGCCAGAAAUAUGUUGUUGGCCAUUCGUAUGAUGUACCCGACGUGGCCGAAGCACUCACCUAUGAAGCUGAAGAAGUUCAUAUUGUCUCUAUGUCGAUGGGCGAGUUUGAAAGCAAAGCUUUCAUUUGGCAAAGGCCAGAACCUACAACUGCUUUAGACUAUGGAAUUCAAAACGGUCGAGGUGGUAAAGGAAUAAUAUACGUCUUUCCAUCUGGAAAUGGUAAAAGAGAAGGUGAAACAUGUAGUUCAGAUGGUUCGCUUCAAAUGAUCCAUAAGAUAGUGGUAGGUGGUGCUAAGCAUAAUGGAUCUGCUAGUGAUUAUGCAGAAGGAUGCGCAUCUGUAAUGGUUGUAUCUCAUUCAGGAAAUGGAAACCCUUACGCUCAUAUCGUGCCUGACAUGGGAUCAGAUGAUGCAUGUGAUGAUAAUUUCAAUGGUACUUCUGCAGGAUGCCCGGUGGUAGCUGCAAUUAUAGCACUCUUACUAGAAGCCAAUCCCAAUUUGACAUGGCGAGAUGUGAAAUACGCAAUUGCAUGGACAAGCGAAAUUGCUCCUUUAGCAAAGAAUCGUGGAUGGGUUAAAAACGCAGCCGGAUUUCAUGUGAAUUUUGAUUUCGGAUUUGGCUUAAUAAACGCAUAUGAGCUUAUAUUAUUGGGUAAAAAUUUUCCUGGUACAACUCCUGCGCUGAAUAUGUGUGUUGAAGAACACACUUUGAGAGACGAUGAAAAAACCAUAAGUGGAAUGCAAUCCACUGGAAUUAGAUUCGUUGUGAAUGGUUGCCGAGAUACACCACAAGAAAUAAAAUUCCUUGAAUUUGUAGAAGUUACAGUUUCAAUACAGCAUCCAGCUCGAGGAUUCCUUCAAAUAAUGCUCACUUCUCCCGGAAAAACCGUGACGCAAUUGCUACCUCCAAGAAAACAAGAUCGCAGCGACAUCGAAAUAAAAAACUUUUCAUUUUUAUCAGUUCACAACUGGGGAGAGCAGCCAGAAGGAGAAUGGCUCAUAGAACUAAUAGAUACGAGUGGAAGACUGGAAGGAACAUUAGGAGAUGUCGUGAUGACGUUUUAUGGCACUAAGGAGCAACCUGAACUAUACAAACGCGGACCACGAAAAUAUGCUGAAUUUUCUUUCAAAUAAUUAAAACAUUUCCAAUAAUUCUGCAAUGUGCUAGAAUAAUUCAUAUUAACACGAAAACUAAAUUAUAUUAUUCAAUUCCAUUUUAAAAAAAUUAUUCGUGUAACGUUCAAAUUUUUCAUCAAUAAAAAAUUACUUUUGAAGCAUCAA